CGUGCAUUCAACUUGGGUGUAGGGAACAUGACUUUCUAGUUGCAGCUGGAGAGCAUCAUGAGAAGUAUGGGGGUGGAUGUUGUCGUACCAAGCGGAGAGUGGCCCGGGGUGUUGAUUCGCACAUGCGCUUAGGGUGCCAUGCCCCUCAAGCUUAAGCUUAGUCGGUGAAUCGCGGCCUUCCAAAGGCCAGGGAGGCUUCGUAAAUGGUGGAAAGUCAGCCGAGUUGAACACCUGCAGAAGGCCACUUUCGCUUUCGCUUUCGCAGUUGAGUUUGGAGGCUCGAUAUACUUGAUCGCGCAACAAUGUGAUCAUGUCCACAAUUACUCCUUCCAAUCCAUCAUCGAAACGAAGCAUUGUCUUCUUUCAUCCUGACCUCGGCAUAGGCGGAGCUGAACGUCUUAUUAUCGAUGCUGCAGUUGGUCUACAAGAGCAGGGGAAUAAGGUAACUAUCUUCACUUCGCAUUGCGAUCCCAAGCACUGCUUCGAUGAAGCUCGAGAUGGCACCCUUGAUGUCAGAGUUCGCGGAAACACUCUCUUUCCUCCCACUUUCCUAAAUCGCUUCCAUAUCCUUCUCGCCAUCCUUCGCCAGAUUCACCUUGUGCUAGCAGUCUCCAUUUGGACAAACGAGUUGAACAAACUCAAGCCGGACGUAUUCCUCGUUGACCAGUUGCCCGCAUGCGUGCCAUUGCUCAGAUGGCUUUACCCCGGUCGCCAACGUACGCUCUUCUACUGUCAUUUUCCUGACCAGCUCCUUGCGGAUCGACAGACUUCAGGCGUACCGGGACUGGCGAAGAAACUUUAUCGCUUUCCUUUCGACUGGUUCGAAGGAUGGAGCAUGAGUGCAAGCGACAAAAUCGUGGUCAACUCAACUUUCACCAAAUCGGUGGCUUCGCGUGUUUGGCCAGACCUGGCAGAGUCACUUGGUGUCAUAUAUCCUUGCGUCAACGUCGAAGAGAAAGAGAAGGAGAUAGACGAGGGGCGUCUAUGGGAAGGACAGUACAGGAUUCUUCUAAGCAUAAACCGAUUCGAACGAAAGAAGAACAUAGGGCUGGCCAUUCGAGCAUAUCAGAAUCUAUCUCCAGAUGAGCGCAGAGGCACACGCCUACUUUUGGCCGGCGGCUAUGACCAGAGAGUCAGUGAAAACGUCCAUUACCACCAGGAACUGGACGAGUUAGCCCAGAGUCUCGGGCUGUCCACAGCGACGGCGAAGACUGUUCCCACAGCCCUCGCAAUACCCAGCAGUAUACAGGUCUUAUUCUUGCUUUCCGUACCCGGGCCUUUCAAAAACACAUUGUUGCAGAACGCUCAGCUGUUAUUGUAUACACCAAGCAACGAACACUUUGGCAUUGUUCCCGUAGAAGCCAUGUUGCACGGACUUCCUGUUCUUGCCUCGAAUACUGGUGGCCCUUUGGAGACCAUUGUAGAAGGAAAGACUGGUUGGCUUCGUGAUGUGGACAAUGUGGACGAGUGGGCUGCAAUCAUGAAGAAGGUAUUGCAUGAGCUGAGUUCUGCGGCACUCCAGACACUUAGCCGAAACGGCAGACAAAGGGUUAAUGAGCAUUUCACCAGGAACAAAAUGGCAGAUGGGCUGGAGAACGAAAUUGACCAAAUGGUGAGGAACAAGAGGAGCAAGUUCCUGGAAAGGAAAGACAUCGUCCUGGCUCUCUGGCUGGCGCUGGCGGUUCUGGCUGCUCUAUUUGCGACACUCAUCAAGGCAAAGUUUGGCCGUGGUGAUGCACGAGCCACUGAGUUUGCGCGGGUCCGGAGGGCAAAUGCAGGUUCUGAAGAGAAUCUAGUCAGACUAUUCCCUGGCGCGGCUUGACAGAUGUAAUAUGCUAUCAUUGUAGAAUCGCAGCGACAUCCUCCCACAGCCUUGUAGUCCCUGGGGUGAGUGUCCCAGAGCAGCACUUUACGCCUUUCAACGCGUCCUGAAACGCGCCAAGACUGUUUACUUUUGGAAGUAGCGAAUUGACUC
Exophiala viscosa is the source of this 1975-nucleotide messenger RNA. RefSeq names its product alpha-1,3/alpha-1,6-mannosyltransferase. Bases 311 to 1822 code for a protein of 503 amino acids. Lineage: Eukaryota; Fungi; Ascomycota; Eurotiomycetes; Chaetothyriales; Herpotrichiellaceae. Gene Ontology annotation, cellular component: endomembrane system. Gene Ontology annotation, molecular function: GDP-Man:Man(1)GlcNAc(2)-PP-Dol alpha-1,3-mannosyltransferase activity; alpha-1,3-mannosyltransferase activity. The transcript has 2 exons. The record is from RefSeq and is a predicted model, not a curated record.